Molecule: messenger RNA, 2844 nt
Organism: Plasmodium gallinaceum
Lineage: Eukaryota; Apicomplexa; Aconoidasida; Haemosporida; Plasmodiidae
Gene: EF-G
Product: elongation factor G, putative
Exons: 4
Coding region: 1-2844 (947 amino acids)
Biological process (GO): ribosome disassembly; mitochondrial translation
Cellular component (GO): mitochondrion
Molecular function (GO): GTPase activity; GTP binding; translation elongation factor activity
Source: RefSeq, a predicted model, not a curated record
AUGAUAAAAUUAUUUUUAUCGAAAAGAAGUAAAUUUUCAACAAUAUAUCUUUUGUUGUUAUUGUUAAUCAUAUUUGAAGUUACAAAUGCGUUAAAUAAUUGGAAAAAAAAUUAUUUAUGUUACAAAACUAAAAAUAUACGAAAAAAAAAAAACCCUAAAUUAUUUAUUGUAAAUAGAAAUUAUGAACAUGAAGGUAUAUUUAAAAAAAGGAAUAAGAAAAAAAAUAAAAUAAAUAUAUUCCGUUUAAAUUUAAAUAAUUGUUCAAAUAAAAAUGUAGAAUUAGAAAAUUAUAGAAAUAUAGGGAUAAUUGCUCACAUUGAUGCAGGAAAAACAACAACAACAGAACGAAUAUUGUAUUAUACAAAUGUAAUAAAAAAAAUAGGAGAAGUUCAUGAAGGAUUAUCAACGAUGGACUAUUUAGAAAUAGAAAAAGAAAAGGGGAUUACUAUUAACGCAGCAGUUACUACUUGUUACUGGAAUGGUAGUGAAAAAAAUUUAGAAAAUUUUAGAAUAAACAUAAUUGAUACACCAGGUCACGUAGAUUUUACUGCAGAAGUAGAAAAAAGUUUGCGAGUUUUAGAUGGGGGAAUUGUUGUUUUUGAUAGUAGUGAAGGAGUUGAAUCUCAAUCAGAAACUGUAUGGAAACAAGCUAACAGAUACAAUAUCAGUAGAAUAAUAUUUUUAAAUAAAUUAGAUAAAGUUGGAGCUAAUUUUGAUUCUUGUAUUGAUGAAAUAAAAAGAAAAUUAAAUAGAAAAAUUUUAAUUCUUUAUGUUCCUGUUUUUGAAAUUAGUAAAUUUAUUAGCACUAUUGAUAUUUUAAAAGAAAAAAUGAUUGUAUAUAAAAAUUCUCAUGAUUUUGUUUUUGAAGAUAUUCCUCAAAAGUAUUAUAGUUUAUUCUUGAAAUAUAAAAAUAUUUUAUAUGAACAAAUAGCUGAAAAAUUUAAUACAUUUCUUGAUAAUUAUUUAAAUGAUAAAAUUAUGAAUGUUCAGGAAAUUGAAUAUUAUAUCAGAAAAUUAGUAGUUGAAGAAAAAUAUAAUGUAGUUAUGUGUGGUUCAGCUUUAAAAAAUAAGAACAUACAUAUGUUAUUGGAUAUGGUAGUCAAAUAUUUACCUUCACCUAUUGAUUCAAUUAAAAAUUAUAAGAAUCAAAUCAUACAUUUUUAUGAUAUAAAUAAAAGAGGAGAAAAGUUAUUAUAUGAUCAUUUGUCGAAUGAUAAGAUAAAAAGUCAAACAAAAAAAUAUGCAACGGAAGCAAUUAAAUCAAAUUUUAAUGAAAGUAAACAUGAAAAUUUAAAUGAAAAUGAAAAAAUAGGAGAAUGUAAAUAUUUAAAUGAUAGAAAGAAUGUAGACCUAAAAGAAAGUACAAAUAAAGAAUAUGAAUCAAAUAACAUUCAUGAAGAAGAUAUUACGAAAAAAGAAAAUAAAUAUUUGGAUUUUAAUACUGAAAAAAAUAAAAAAGUUAGCAUAAAUAAUUUUGAAAAUAAUGUUAAGGAAGAGAUAAAUUAUAGUAAUUUUAUAACAGAAGAAUUAAAUCCAUUAAAUAUAAAGAAUUAUAAGAGAAAAUUUGUAGGAUUAAUUUAUAAAAUUAUGAAUGAUCAGCAUUUAGGAAAUAUUAACUAUGUAAGGAUAUAUGAAGGACAAUUAAAUAGAGGUGAUUUUAUUUAUAAUAAUAGAACUAAAAAAAGUGAAAAAGUGACCAAGAUAUUUUUUAUACAUUCCAGUGAAAGAUAUGAAUUAGAAAAUGCAAAAGUUGGUGAUAUUGUUGCAAUUGUUGGGUUAAAAGAUACACAAAUUGGUGAUACCUUAAGUAAUACUUAUUUAAGAGUAGAAUUAAAAAAAAUUAAAGAUAUUCCACCUAUUAUUAGUUUUUAUAUAUAUAAUAAAAAUAAAAAUGAAUAUGAAAAGUUAAUUAAUGCAUUAAUAAAAAUUAAAAAAGAAGAUCAUUCUUUUUUUUAUCACAUAAAUCAAGAUACAAAGGAUUUACUUAUAAGUGGAGUUGGAGAAUUACAUUUACAAAUUAUAAUUAACAAAAUUCAAAAAGAUUUUAAUAUUCCUAUAAUUUACGGGAAACCACAAAUUUCUUAUAAAGAAACAUUUGUUGAAACUGUUCAAGCAAGAGGAAAGUAUAUUAAACAGUCAGGUGGAAGAGGACAAUAUGGUGAUGUGUAUAUAAAAAUUGAACCUAUGUACAAUUAUUUUGAUGAAGAAGAUGAAAAAGAAGAAGAAAUAAAAAAGGAAAAUGGAAAAGAAAAAAAAGAGGAUGAAAAUUCUGUAGAUAAUGUGGAUAGGAAUAGUAUGAAUAUUGAUACUUCAGAAGUAAAUAAUAACAUUAUUAUAAAAAAUGAAAUUACAUGUGGGGCUAUACCGUCUGGAUAUUUUGAUGCAAUAUAUACUGGAAUAAAAGAACAAUGUAAUUUAGGUGUUAUUUUUAAUUCUCCAAUAAUAAAUAUUAUUGUUACAAUUGUAGAUGGCUCAUUUCACCCAGUUGAUAGUAAUGAACACGCAUUUAAAUUAGCAGCAGGGUUAGCUAUUAGGGAAGCAGCUAAAAAAACUACUAUUAGAUUGAUGGAACCAAUAAUGAAUUUAAAUGUAACAGUACCUACAGAAUAUUUAGGAGAUGUUAUUAGCGAUUUGGUAAAGAAAAGGGGAAAAAUACAGCAUAUAGAUGAAAGUGAUGAAUACACUAAAGAAAUAAAUGCUAGAGUUCCUAUGGCAUCUAUUUUAUCUUAUGUUAGUGAUUUACGGAAAAUAACAAAAGGAAGAGGUAAUUAUACCAUGACUCUUCAUAAAUAUUCUUUAGUUCCUGAGUAUAUACAAGAACAAAUUUUACAAAAGAAAGAUUAG